AUGCCUCCUCUGUCGGCUUACACUCCUUUCGAAUCUCUCCUCUUCUUCCAAUCACUCGCAGCACUAGACGCCCGCCCUGCUGAUUUUGUCUCGAUUUCUGACCGUCUUCGCAGCAAUCGAUUCGUCCGCGACAAUGUCGCAUUUGAUGCGGGGCGACUCGCCCCUGAAGCUCUGGAAGAUUUGUACAGUACUUUGAUGCGAGAGGGUAUAGAUACCACGACGACUACAUCCACCCAUGAGCCAAAUGGACGGCAUGAGGGAAGUCAUGGUUCCAAUAACCCGAAGAAGCGGAAGAUUACAAGUCCACGGCCAGACGGUUUGGUGGACAAGGGGAUAGGCCAUGCCGGUAUCGCUGCCGAUUUCGUGACCCACUUAUACGCUCGAUACAAGGAACUUGCGACGAAAGAGAUUAGAAAUGAGGAGAAAAAAUAUAAUGAAAUUCGGGACGAGAUCGAGCGUCUGAAGCAAGAGCGCGAAGCGCCUCAAAAGCCACUACCGACGCCUUUGGAGGCCCAGAAACCUAUUCCUGAGGUUCAUAUGGACAAACGAUACUCUUCACCGGAGCCGAUGGAUGUGGAUCAUAGGGAAGAGAAACCUAUUGAGAACCCUCACCCGAAUGCCCUGCAGAGCGCAGUUGGGCCUGAAACAAAACCCGAGGUCAACCAACCCCAACCAGAGUCGCAGCAUAAGGAGGUAGUGACUCCUCAACAGCCGACACAGGUUACUCCCCGGCAAACGGCACAGCAUCAGGUUCCACUAUCUGCAUCGCCAGUCAAGAAGUCACAAGAAGAGCAGCCAAGAAAGCCGAUACCGCCACAGUCGCAAUUGGCACAACAUCAGCACCAGCAACCUCUUCAUCCUCGGCCCAUCCCACCAGCAUCUACACCUCAGUUAUCUCAGGUACAGUCGCCCGAUGAGAAGAUCUCGGCGCCUCACGCUCCCGCGUUGGCAUCCAGAGAUAUUCCUACUGCUCAGGCAGCUUCCAAUAUUCCACCUAUUCCACCACAAAUACCACCUACUCCUUCAGGGCCCGCUGCCAGUUCUGUGCAAGGUCCUACGACGACGCCUUCGCAUUCUUUACAGAAAGUAAAACACCCUGUUUCUCAUCCAACUCCGAUACAAGCAGCACCAAUAGUGAAGGCAGCUAGCAAAGAAGCCUCGACUAUGCCUGCACCUACUACAGCCCAACGUCCUGCACAGCCAAGUUUCCAGCAAUGGGCCUUGAAUCAAGCCCCACAGGCGCCACAUCCUUCGUACCCGAAAGCCGAACUCUCGGGUCAGAUUGCUGCGGAGAAAAACCUCUCACCCACUUCGUCGCAGCAGACACCAAAGCCUCAAUCUAAGAAAGUUCAAUCACCUCUAUUAUCCAUGAAUGUACCGUCAACUCCCUUGUCAGUAUCAACUACCCAGUCGCCGGCCCCUAGUGGUAGCGGUGCAGGUUUUGAGACCCCGAUGGCAGCAGCUUAUGCUCUAUUGCGCUCACAGUCACGGGGCCCACGUCCCCCCCGACUAUCCAUUGAUACGUCAGGUUCUGUUACUCCAUGGAAGAAAACUCCCCGUCUGAGUAUCCCACAUUCUCCUCGGUCGCCAGAUCGGCCCCGUCCAGAAGAUGUUAGUCCUAUUAGUGAGAAGGCGCCAUCCUUGAUGGGUUCUCGUGAAGCAACUCCAGAAGAGCAUGAGCCGCAGCGCCGCAAACGUCGACAAGAGGCAAAGGGGUCACGUGGUCGAGAGCCUAGUUUUCCCGCGACUGACAUGGAUAGUAAAACUGGGUUAAGAAAAAAGCAAGAAAAAUUAACAAUUUCUACUAGGAAGAGGCGAGACAGGAGUGUGGCUUCUUCACGGAGCCGGGGGCGGUCUGUAUUAUCACGCGACGAGGAAUCUGCCACCGAAUCUCUUGGAAAGAUUAAACAUGAAAUGCCCAGUACUCCAGCUUGUGUGCCGGAUGCUGUUGAGCCAGACCACCGUGUUUCUGGGGGCCGUAAAGGUGCUUUAGCUUCAGAGGAACGUCCAGGCAGGGGCAGACCAAAACGGAAGCGUGCCCCUAGUGAAACAUUAGAGGCUGAGCCCAUCCAGCCAGAUAUCAACCAGCUCAAUCGCAUAGAUCCUAACCAGUCAGCCCCCUACGUUCUUUGCGCACGUAAUUUUCCGAGGACCACCCAACCCAUCAUGAACGAUGUCACUACCCACAAACAUGCUUCGAUAUUUACCAAGCCGUUGACGGAGCGUGAUGCUCCUGGGUAUCGAGAUCUUAUUUAUCGGCCACAGGAUUUAAAAUCGAUCAAGUCGUCUAUCCAUCAAGGCAGCAAGGCCUUGGCGGCCGCGACAGAAGCCGUAAGCACACCAGUUGCUGAUGGCGAAUCUCCAGCCCCGAAUGCCGGGACCCCGUCGAAGAAUGCUGUGCUCAUGCUGCAGAAGAGCGAGGAUGUAAUUCCUCCCAAGGCCAUAGUCAACUCAGCGCAACUUGAAAAAGAGCUUAUUCGCAUGUUCGCCAAUGCGGUCAUGUUUAACCCCGUUCCUCAACGUGGAUUUGGUGUAGCAUUUCCUAUGACCAGCGACGGUGGAUCCAGGGAAAGCACGCAGGUCCCGGAACCAGACGAAGGUGGUAUCAUCAAAGAUACCCAGGAGAUGUUUGAAGAUGUCGAGCAAGCGGUCACGCGAUGGCGCGCUGCCGAGCGUACCACUGACGAGCUAGUAAGUAAGAGCAUCCUGUCACUUCGAAGAGGAAGUGCCAGUGAUCUCAAUACGGACAGUGCAGAUGAAGUCAAGGGAUAA
This is a messenger RNA of Aspergillus tanneri, 2772 nucleotides long. RefSeq lists its product as uncharacterized. Gene Ontology annotation, cellular component: NuA4 histone acetyltransferase complex. Gene Ontology annotation, molecular function: protein binding. The transcript has a single exon. NCBI's taxonomy places the organism in Eukaryota, Fungi, Ascomycota, Eurotiomycetes, Eurotiales, Aspergillaceae. Bases 1 to 2772 code for a protein of 923 amino acids. The record is from RefSeq and is a predicted model, not a curated record.